AGGAACUUGAUGUUGGCGGGGAAAGUGCAACUCCCCGAUGCUAGUAUAUAUAAAGACUUGGCCUUCUUGGGGGGACCCAUCCAGUAAAGUUCUGGGCUUCAACCAGAUUACAAGGGACUCGGAAUCAUGAAGAUUUCGCUUUCGAAGCUUUUCGUGUCACUUCUGCUGGUCGGUUUGGCCCUCAGCAAGGAAGAGGAUGUCAAAGAGGCACAAAGUGAGAAAGUAGCUGAAAGCACUUCGGGUUCUGAGAGUUCGGUAGGUGCUACGGAUGAGAAAAAGCACGGUAAACGUGGUUUGUACGGGUACGAGGGUGGCUUCGGAGGUGGCCACGAGAGUUUUGGGAGCAGCGGUGGUGGACACGAGUUCGAAAGUUAUGCCAGCGGGCACGGUUACGAAAGCGGUGGAACAGGAGGGCACGGCCACGAGGAAGGCAAGAUCAAGUACAUAACGAUUACGAAGGACGUGAAGGUGCCGUACCCCGUCGAAAAGAAGGUUCCGUAUCCGGUUGAAAAGAAAGUACCUUAUCCGGUAAAGGUUCAUGUACCCCAGCCGUAUCCGGUGGAGAAGAAGAUACCGUAUCCUGUCAAGGUUCUCGUCAAAGUACCGGUCCACAUACCAGCACCGUAUCCAGUUGAGAAGAAAGUGCCGUAUCCAGUUCACGUUCACGUCGAAAGACCGGUUCCCUACAAGGUUUACGUCCCCCAGCCGUACCCCGUCGAGAAGAAGGUUCACUAUCCAGUAAAAGUGCCAGUACCAGCACCCUACCCAGUUGAGAAGCCAGUGCCCUAUCCCGUCAAGGUACCAGUUCACGUGCCCGCUCCGUACCCGGUUGAAAAGCCAGUGCCGUAUCCGGUCAAGGUCCACGUUGAUCGCCCCGUCGCUGUGCCCGUAUCUAAACCCUACCCUGUACCAGUCGAGAAACACGUGCCCUAUCCAGUCGAAAAACCGGUACCGUAUCCGGUGAAGGUUCACGUGGAAAGACCAGUACCAGUACCGGUUGUUAAACACGUUCCAGUGCCGGUUAAAGUACCCGUGCCUGCGCCUUAUCCGGUCGAGAAACACGUGCCCUAUCCCGUGGAAAAGCCGGUACCAUACCCCGUGAAAGUUCCGGUUGAGAGGCCGGUCCCUGUUCACGUAUCCAAGCCGGUACCCUACCCGGUUGCUAAGCCAGUGCCGUAUCCGGUCAAAGUACCGGUGCCCUAUCCCGUUCAUCACAAAGAAGAACACCACGAACUUCAUGAACAUGGCUCACUCGGGGACGGCGGUGGUGAAGGAAUCAGUGCUGGUGGAUACGAACAUUCCAGUUACGGUGGUGAAUACGGAGGUGGCUAUGAGUCAGGACACGAGGGCGGGUACUGAUGGGGACCGAAGCAUUUGUGACGACAGCAAAUGAUCGAUGACUUUGUUUCUGCCACUUGAUUCAUCGUUCGUUCAUCUAUGCUACUCCUGAUCAUCAUCAUGAUUCAUCGGGUGAAAGAAAUCUAUUAGUAUUAUCUGUGAUCCAUGAAAAGCUCACUGAGUCUGUUUUUUCAAGAAAACAUAUCCGAAUGAAAGUAGCAAUACUUCCAGACAUCCUGCUUUUCGACCGGCUAAUUCAGCGACAAAAAAAACGUCGUCAGUCCAACUGAAAUAUUGUGGAUGAAUCUUCUCGACGACGAUCACAACUGAGGGACUCGGAGAAACCGCAGAGCCGAUAUGGCAAUGACGACGGUAGGGAUACGCCUUUUGUAAUAUUUACCUUUCUCAUGAAAAUACCUGACGUAGAAUUUAGUUCGUGUAUUUGCCGUUGCCACGGUGAGACUGUUACCAAUAUUCUUUAUGAUUAACGAAAAAUGUAAUAUUUACGUGACUACCACGAGAUGGUGUUUUAAGAACAACAAUGUGCUUCUUAAUAAAAACCAAAGAAGAAAAAUAUCUUCGAAAAAUAUAAUAACGAGUUUGAAGAAAUGAUCGGACUAGAGUUAUCCAUUUAUCCA
This is a messenger RNA of Venturia canescens, 1976 nucleotides long. RefSeq names its product proline-rich protein 4-like. Lineage: Eukaryota; Metazoa; Arthropoda; Insecta; Hymenoptera; Ichneumonidae. The record is from RefSeq and is a predicted model, not a curated record. Bases 127 to 1359 code for a protein of 410 amino acids. The transcript is spliced from 2 exons.